AUGGCCACCGUCAACGGCUCCGGGGAGACCAAUGCCAAUCAGGUCGUCGUUCCCUGCAUUGUCUUCUUCGCUCUGACCCCCAUCUUCAUCAUCAUUCGACUAUGGAGCCGCAUAGCGACGCGAUCCACCAUCGGCGCCGAUGACUGGACAAUCAUGGUGUCUUUUGUGUGUGUGCUGGUUGUCCAGAUCCUCAUGAUGUUUUCGGUAUCCUACGGUUUUGGCCAACACGUCUAUGAGCUGGAAACCAAAGACCGGUUAAUGGCGCUCAAGCUCUUCUACGUGGCGCAAAUCUUCUACAAGCUCACCAUCAACUUGACCAAGGCGUCGAUCCUCGCCCUCUACCUGCGCAUCUUCGUCCAGCGCUGGUUCCGCAUCUGCUGCUACGUCCUCGUCAGCAUCAUCCUCGCCUACAUGGUCGCCACGACGGCCUCGUCCAUCUUCCAGUGCAGCCCCAUCAGCGGCGCCUGGGACAAGUCGUCGAAGCCGACGUGCAUCGACCUGACCAAGAACUGGUACGCCAACGCCGGCUUUUCCAUCGCCACCGACAUCUUGAUCCUGCUGCUGCCCAUGCAGCCCAUCUGGGCGAGCAAGCUUCCCGUCAACCAGAAGAGGGCGCUGAUGCUGGUCUUUGCGCUCGGUGGAUUCGUCACCGUCACAUCCAUCAUGCGUUCGACGACGCUCAAGUUCUCCACAAAGACCCCCGACAUUACCUACGACAUUGCCUCGACGCUCUGGACAAUGAUUGAGCAGAACGUGGCCAUCAUCUGCGCCUGCCUGCCCAUGUGCCGCCUGCCGCUGGCCUUUCUCUUCCCUUCGACCUUUGGCAGCAGCUCGCGACAGCGCUCGAGCUACAAGUACGGCGGCAGCAACAACAGCAACAACGCGGCCCGCAGCAACAACACCAACAACAACAUGAGCAGCAGCCAGCACAGCCACAGCGCCUGGCAGCCCUACGGCGGGCCGGCCAAGACGGGCGGCGCCAACCGCAGCAUCGUCCACCACAGCGACGAGAUGAGCGAGGAGUACAUCCUGACGUCGGUCAAGCGGCAGGGGUCCGAGGACGAGGGCGACGCCGAAGGCGAUGCCGGGGCCAUUCGGAAGACGACGCGAUAUGAGAUCUCCUAUGAGAGGGAGAUGUCGCGUUAG
Molecule: messenger RNA, 1146 nt
Organism: Verticillium nonalfalfae
Lineage: Eukaryota; Fungi; Ascomycota; Sordariomycetes; Glomerellales; Plectosphaerellaceae
Exons: 5
Coding region: 1-1146 (381 amino acids)
Source: RefSeq, a predicted model, not a curated record